UACACAGACAAACACAGUUGUGAGCUACCACUCACUUCACUAGAAGCUUUGUUCCAUUCCAUUCUCUGUGGCAUUAUCAUCAUCUUCUUCAUUCUUCAUCUCAACCACAAUCCCAAAAAUGCAAGCCGCACUGGCAGCCAUGGCUGCCCAAACCAUCCUUCUCUCUCCUUCUCCUCUUUCCCAGUUCCCCUCAAGCCUUCACCACCCACCUCCUUUCCUCAGCUCCUCCACCUUCCAUGGCUCCUCCCUUAAGCUCACUCGCCAAUCCCUCACCCUCUCUGUCUCCGCCGCCACAGCUCCCAAACCUCUCACCGUCGUCGCCGCCACCAAGAAAGCCGUUGCCGUCCUCAAGGGCACCUCCGCUGUCGAAGGCGUCGUCACGUUGACCCAAGAAGACGAUGGUCCCACAACUGUGAAGGUUCGUGUUACUGGGCUUACUCCGGGGCCUCAUGGGUUCCACCUACAUGAGUUUGGUGACACAACAAAUGGGUGCAUCUCUACAGGGGCACAUUUCAAUCCUAAAAAUUUGACACAUGGUGCUCCUGAGGAUGAAGUCCGUCAUGCGGGUGACCUGGGAAACAUAAUUGCCAAUGUCGAUGGGGUGGCAGAGGCAACAAUUAUAGAUAAGCAGAUACCAUUAACUGGUCCUAAUGCAGUUGUUGGGAGAGCCCUCGUGGUUCAUGAGCUCGAGGAUGACCUUGGAAAGGGUGGACAUGAACUAAGUCUGACCACUGGAAACGCAGGUGGAAGAUUGGCUUGUGGCGUUGUUGGUUUGACUGUACCAGUGUAAUGGCAACUCUUGCUUUGAAAGCAGUUUGUUGUGUGGCAUUGCAUGCUUGCUUGCAUCAGUUUCUCUUAUAGAGCACAAUGUUAUUUCAAAGCUGAGGGUGUACUAUAUAAAUUAUGGAGACAGCCAGUAUUAGUCCUAAUAAUCCCAGAGAUUCACUGUGUUAAAAAAUAUUCCCUACCCAAUAAACUCGAGUUGUUUUGUUUGCCUAGUGAAUGUGGAGAACUUAUUGCUGAUGUUUGAAUGUGCAUUAGAGCUGUGUUCACAA
Quercus robur (English oak) is the source of this 1055-nucleotide messenger RNA. RefSeq names its product superoxide dismutase [Cu-Zn], chloroplastic. Bases 119 to 790 code for a protein of 223 amino acids. Gene Ontology annotation, molecular function: superoxide dismutase activity; copper ion binding. Gene Ontology annotation, biological process: removal of superoxide radicals. NCBI's taxonomy places the organism in Eukaryota, Viridiplantae, Streptophyta, Magnoliopsida, Fagales, Fagaceae. The record is from RefSeq and is a predicted model, not a curated record. The transcript has 8 exons.